AUGGAAGGAAUAUUAUUUAAAUGGACGAAUUACAUUAACGGAUGGCAGCAAAGGUAUUUCACUCUACGUGAUGGGAUUCUCUCCUACUAUACAUCAGAGAUGGACAUUGAUACCGGCUGCAAGGGUGCUCUCAAAGUAUCAGCUUGCGAAGUAGUCGUGCAUCCGACCGAUGCUUGUCGUUUUGAAAUUCUCAUUCCGGGAGAGCAACGUUUCUUUCUCAAGGCGGCGACCCCGACUGAAAGGCAGCGGUGGAUCAUUGCUUUGGGAAGUUGCAAGGCGGGUAUAACAAACGUGGAUGAGGUGGAAAAGAUGCAGCAAAUAGAACGUUCAAUCGAGGCUAAGCGUUCAGAGCUUCGCAUAAAUCGUGACCUUUUGGCUCAGCAAAUCACCGAUGUCUGUAGUGCGCUGAAGUCACAGGCUGAUGAAAAUCAGGAAAUGAUUGAGGCCGUGUCAUCAUUGAAAGCCACCUGUGACACACUGCUAUCCAAUGCAGAUGAGUUAAUUAACCUUUUGAUGAACUCGAGUCGAUCCAAGGCUGUCCUCUCGGCUAGCAACAUCGAUGGAAGUCCAAUGGGUAAUAGACGAUCAUAUGCAUUGCCACAGAGUCUUCAAAAUGAUGCAUCCAGUGGUUCUGGGGUCACAGCAGCCCCAAGCGGGUGGCUGAUUCGGUUAAUAAAUUGUCACCUUAACCUGAUAAUCUGGACGCCAUUUUCCACCUCCAGCUUUGAGGAUCUGGCUCUAUCCUAUUCAGCCGCUGCCACCACUUCAAUCUCUGCGGUGGAGUUCCUUGCCUGUUGUCGCAGUGCUCUUUCCUUCUUCCCUGCGCUUGCAGCCGUCAGUUCUACCUCCUCCUCUUCUCCUUCACAGUCGGAUACUUCGGUCAUUCUUGGUCAGCUGGGAAGCCUGCAGACGGUGUAUGCCGGCGUGUUGGCUGACAUUGUACGUCUGGAACUUGCAGUAAAAACGCUGGCCAAUGCCGGGGAAGGUGCUGAAACAGGGACAAUAUCGAAAGAGGUGGCAAAACAACGGUCGUUAGCUCUGUCGUUAGCGGAUAUUGUGAAUGCUGAGAUGCGGACAAAUCAAUGUCGAACUUCGGGAUCGGCGUAUCUGGCGUUGUUGUGGCUUGCAAGGUCGCUCAAUUUUACAGCCACCUUCCUUGACCUCCUCUUCAAAGACAGCACAACUGUUUUUCAAUCCAAUCCCUCGUCUAAUGCUCUGGUCUCCGCCAUUGCAACCAAGGCCUACACCAAGUCUCUACAAGCCUUUCACGAUUGGUCUGUGCGGGGAACUGCUACGGUUAUCCUUAAAGCCGUGCCUAGUGCUGAAUGCCUUCAAAAUGUGCUGUUGGACCUUCCUCAGAAUGUGAAGCCAUGGCAAGGGAUGGAGGCCAUGGGGCAGCUACAGUUGGACGUUGAGCGAUUUGUAGAGGCCUUGUGCCGAUGUUUGGCUUGUAUUCACAGCCUCUUCAUCGAACGACAUCUUGAUCCUGUGUUUCCUCCGGAAUCUAAAGAAUAA
Hydatigera taeniaeformis is the source of this 1515-nucleotide messenger RNA. The record is from the annotation of a GenBank genome assembly. Lineage: Eukaryota; Metazoa; Platyhelminthes; Cestoda; Cyclophyllidea; Taeniidae.